UACCACUUUGUAGGAUCCAAGAUGUCAGCGCCCAGCGAUAUCAACACAUACACAUGGAUCUUCGUGCAGUGACUAGCUUUAGAUAUUCUACAGUAAUUUCAUGAAGCGACUAUACCCCUUUUGUGAAUUAUGGAAAACUCAAAGGUUAUAUCUGACUUUGUCAGAAUGAGUAAGCGUGACAAAAGACUGGCGAACAAGAAACGUAAAGCCGAAGUUCUGAUUGAUUUACUCAGCCAGACAGAUGUGCAACGCAAACGGAUAAAGAUGACUGAAGGUGAGAUAUCAGAUGAUUCACAAUUGAAGAAAGUCCAAGAUGGUACCUGUCUUUCAAAUUCCACAGGGAAAACAGUGUCGAGGAAGGUGCUGUUGCACCAACUGAAGAAACAAAGAGUGAAAGAAAGAAGAAGAUUGAGCAAACCUGCCAAGACAGAUACAGCGGAACGGCCAGCUUUGUAUCUCACACUCAAGGAGUUGCUCGAACAACAAGGAAACACACAAGUGCCCCGUAAAGAAGAUGAGGAGUUACCUCCCUUGUUCAUGUUGGAUUUGCAACAUUUAUUGACCUUUGCUCUGUUACCUGACUCAUACAAGUACUAUCCAAGAUGGUGUAAGUUGGCACGCCCCAGGAAGGUGGCCUCAGUGGUUGUCAUAGUGAUAGACCAACUUAGCUCCAGUGAUCUGGAAGAAUACCAAGAGUGCUUUCCCUUCAUGAAGAAAACAUUUCAUAUAUUUACCGAGAUGAUCUCCCCUUAUCAAUAUGGCGGCUCAGUAAUGGAGGACGUGUUCCACGUGCCUGUCAGCAAAGCCACCAUGAAGGUUAAAGCCAUGAGUGACCAAGAAGGAAGAAUUAAAUUGAAGAAUCAGAUUGAUGAGGUGCACAAUUCCCAGUUGCGGCUACAACAGUCCCUUGGCAUCACCGUUGCAGAUAUCCCAGCGCCGGCGCCUGACUUCGACAGGACCCACCUGCUCCUCAACCCCAUGCAGAUGAUGCAAGAUGGCUACCCCAUGCCAGUAGACACACUGAAAGAUCGCUACAAGGAUUUCAAGUUCAGCUGUAACAGUUACAAAUCUGUGUCAAAGAAAAGUCCACUCUUUGCUAUAGAUUGUGAAAUGUGUCUCACGUCAGCCCAGGAGAAUGAGUUGACGAGAGUGUCGGUGGUCAACGAGAAGUUAGAGACUGUGUAUGACACGUUGGUCAAACCAUACAACAGGAUCACAAACUACCUCACACAAUACAGUGGCAUCACGAAGACGAUGUUGCUUCCAGUGAAGACUCGUCUGAAGGAUGUACAAAAGCACUUGAAGAGACUCCUGCCCUCAGACGCCAUCUGGGUGGGUCAGUCUCUCAACGGGGAUCUUCUUGCACUCAAGUUGUUCCACCCCUAUGUGAUCGACACGAGCGUCAUCUACAACAUGUCUGGCAUCAGGUGGAAGAAGACUGGGCUCAAGGCCCUCACAGCUCAGUUCCUCAAACAGGACAUUCAGACAGGGUCAGCAGGUCACAGUCCGGUGGAGGAUGCCCGUGCAGCCAUGGAACUCGUUCAGCUGAAGAUGCACAAAGGUUUGGAUUUCGGGGAUGCGACUCGGUCUGUGGUAGACCUGGAUCCCUCGUCUGAGUGCUGCACCAAGGGUGUAGUUGAGGGUGUGACCGGGAAGGGGGAGACAGCCACCCAGGUGAUGGACAAGAGGCGCCUGUUCUUCCAACAGAAUAAGUCCUGCUAUAACAGUCUACUGGCUCUCAUGGCGACAGAGAAGAAGACAGCUGCAGUUAUUGACAAGGCGGACACGCUGUCAUCAAACUUGUCAGAUGUGUCUGUUUGUUGCACCGUCGGGUCAUCAGACAAAGCCAGGACGGAGGCUGCAGCGCAGGCCGUGCAGAAGCAGGACUUUGUGUGGGUGCAGCUGCAUGCACUGAAUCAGAGGACGAAAAGUAACACUGCCAACACAGGGGAGGAAAAGGUAACAGCAAAGUCCAGGGAGGAGAAAGAGACAGCAGCAUCUGUGAGAAAAACUGGUGAUUCUGAUGAAGAGAAAGAGGAGUCUAUGUUGAGAGAAGAAGGGGAAAAGGAAGGCGAGGACUUGAUUAAGAGAUAUAUGAAGCGAUUAGACAAAAGAGUGAAGAGGAUUGCAAAGAAGGUUCGACCAAAGUCAUUGUUGUGUGUGGUGUUGUCAGGGCAACCAAGUAACAAGGUGAUUCACAAUGCAGGUGUCCUUCUAAAGAUCACAUGACACUUACACCAGUGUAUCACAUACAGAACCCUAGGGAUCACAUUAUCCAUUCUGUCUGAGACUAUAGUUGACCAGCAGAUUGGGCAUCACAAGGAGGGUGUGGUCAGUGCUGACCAUUCAGUGACCAGCAGAGAGUGCAUCACAAGGAGGGUGUGGUCAGUGCUGACCAUUCAGUGACCAGCAGAGAGUGCAUCACAAGGAGGAUGUGGUCAGUGCUGACCAUUCAGUGACCAGCAGAGUUGGCAUCACAAGGAGGGCGUGGUCAGUGCUGACCAUUCAGUGACCAGCAGAGUUGGCAUUACAAGGAGGGUGUGGUCAGUGCUGACCAUACAGUGACCAGCAGUGUUAGCAUCACAAGGAGGGUGUGGUCAGUGCUGACCAUACAGUGACCAGCAGAGUUGGCAUUACAAGGAGGGUGUGGUCAGUGCUGACCAUACAGUGACCAGCAGUGUUAGCAUCACAAGGAGGGUGUGGUCAGUGCUGACCAUACAGUGACCAGCAGUGUUAGCAUCACAAGGAGGGUGUGGUCAGUGCUGACCAUUCAGUGACCAGCAGAUUUGGCAUCACAAGGAGGGUGUGGUCAGUGCUGACCAUUCAGUGACCAGCAGAUUGGGCAUCACAAGGAGGGUGUGGUCAGUGCUGACCAUUCAGUGACCAGCAGAGUUGGCAUCACAAGGAGGGUGUGGUCAGUGCUGACCAUACAGUGACCAGCAGAGUUAGCAUCACAAGGAGGGUGUGGUCAGUGCUGACCAUUCAGUGACCAGCUCAACCAGGAAUAGAAGAUGCUGAGGUUUUCCUUCAAGACUUCUAUUAUCAUGGUUCCAUGUACAGAAAAUAAAGCACAUACAUUGAUUACGUUCUGUA
Messenger RNA from Haliotis rufescens (red abalone), 3093 nucleotides. RefSeq names its product small RNA degrading nuclease 5-like. Lineage: Eukaryota; Metazoa; Mollusca; Gastropoda; Lepetellida; Haliotidae. Gene Ontology annotation, molecular function: exonuclease activity; nucleic acid binding. The transcript is spliced from 14 exons. The record is from RefSeq and is a predicted model, not a curated record. Gene Ontology annotation, cellular component: nucleus. The coding region runs from base 130 to 2229 and encodes 699 amino acids.